AACCAGGAAACAACCUCCGCUCACAAUGAGAAGGAUGGUGCCGUGGCCCAGAUCUGCCGAUGCACACAGUAACAGAGCAACAGAGCCAGCGAACAACAAGGGUGCAGGCAAAGGGGAGCAAGAGGCUGCCCAGAGAGUAGACAAUCCAGGGCUUGAAGAGUCUGGGUUUGAGGUUUAUUUUUUCUCCCGACAAAGACACACACUGUCUAAACUGUGUGGCUGGUUGUUAUUAAGAAGCUGCUGGACGAGGGGAAAAUGUAUUUAAUAAAAGGCCCAGUGUUUGUGGUCUUCUUGGGCUCACUGCUGAGCUCAGGAAAUCUUGAGGUGUGACCAGUUUUCAGCCUUCAAAACCAAGACGAACUGCCCUUGAGAAGGGUGGUCAGAGGGAAAACAUGUUCACCCUCUCUCUCCUAAGCCGGGGACACGGGAAGUUGGUCCAGAACAAACAGAAGUUAGAAGUCUAUUUUGAACCAGAGGAUUACUUGAACUGGAAGUCCCCAGAAGAUUAUAUCCUGGCCAGCAAACUGCAGGAUGAGGACAAUGCUGACCAGCACAUGUGGAGUCUCAUUCUUCCUAAAACAUUCAGCACUAGAAAGGGUGCCCUGAUCCUCUACUCAGAAGGUUUAGCCAUAUCAGCAUGGACCCCUGAAGAGAGAAGAAAAGGCCCCUACCGCCCCAAAGGCCACAGGAAGAGGCUGGAUCUUGAACUCCACACACUUCAAGACCUCAAAGAAGCCAUCCUGGCAUAUGGAAGGAGACAGAGAGAACAGGGCAGAGCCUGGCAGCCGUACCUCCACUUCCGAAGCCAACCAGAGAGCCAGGGCCUACGGCAGAUCCAGCCUGGGUAUUCAGCCAAGAGAUACCUCCGUGGCCUCCUGCGGACAUGGCCCCCUGACACCACGUACCGGCUCCAAUGUGCAGGCUACAUCAAGGAUUCUGUGCUGCUCCAGGACAGUCAACUUAAUGCACCAAAGAAUCUCAGUCCACAACAGGAUCUUUCAGGUGUACCCCCAAAAUACCACCUCCUGCCUGUCUUUCCUCCAUUUUGGAUUCAACAAAGAAAAUCUUUUGAACAAGGUCAGCAGGGCCUGGAUGAAGGGGAAGCUGGGGCUGCUGGACAUGUGGACCAGGGCUCUAUAGCCAAGGAUCAUGGCAAUCAGGGGACUCGCUUGCAGCCACUCAGGAAGCAGCCUUGGCAGGAAGAUGAAAUCCAGGCAGAGGCCACGUCAACAGAGAAUCACCGCCAUAUAAACACUUCAAAGGCAAGCCACAAUGAAAAAACCCAGCAACCCCCCAGGAGGGACCUUGGGCAUGCCCACAUCCAUCCUUCUUGGCUCCUGAGUGACAAAUCCCACAUUACAUUCUAUGGAGGCACCUUCCUCAGUAAGAAGGCAGGUCUCAGCGACAAACAAGAGAAUAUGAAACUCCACCAGGGCAGAAGCAGCCAUUUGUCCCAGGAGCCUCCUGCUGAAAGAUGUCUCUUCCCUCCUGUAGCAUCUGCUACUAAUUCAGAAAAAAACACAUCUGGGGAAGUGAAGAAGAAAAAGGCACCAAAAGCUGUGCAAUUACCUCCUAUCUCAGAAGAACCACCCAGAGCCCUGGACCCCCCGAGGAGUCACCUUAAAGCCAAGGAGCCCCCAGAAGAGCUCUUCAUCUUCCCUGUGGAGAUUCAUUUCCACACCCAACACCCCUCAAAAGGAAAAGCACGAAGAAGAGGUGCUCCACACCCUGAGUCAGCACCUGAAACAGAUGAAGAGUCCAGGCCUUUAUUACGGAGGCCUCCCCUGAAGCAUGCGUCCCUAAAAUGGCCAAGGCAAUUAACAGUGCAUCUCCCAGUGGACACAGGCAGGGACACACUCUCACCUCAAGAGAAUAAUGCCUCAGGCCAGAAUGGGACCCCACCACUGUCCCUGCUUAAAGGAAGAAAAAGUCCAGAGAGCCACAGGGGUCUGGACAGCCCCAGGACAUCAGGCCGCAGCAGCCCCACGGGCCCCUCCAAUGUGAGAUGGGCUGGGGGGACAUUCUCAGCAGAAGGACAAGAAAAUUCCAGAGACCCCACUCUGGGACACUUCUUGCUGGGUCCAGAUGGGGAAAACAUCUGCCUGUCCCUCCCAGGGCUGACCCAAACCGAGGAGCUUCUGCCGGCUGAAGCCUAUGAAUCUACCAAUUCAAAUACCAGCCAUGGAAAGGAGUCGUCCAGUAUUCAACAUCUUCUAAAAGAAAAUAAUGAAUCCAGAACUGAUCUUCACAUGAAUCUUAAUGAAACCUCACCUUUGACCCAAAUGCCAGAGAAGCAGGGAGCCCAGCAGUCCUCGGAGGCAGCAGCUCAGAAGACAGGAGAGCCUCAAAGUUGUAUAAAUAAAGGGCUGAUAUGUUCAAACAGGAAAGAAUUUUACACGCGAAAGCUGCACAUCGACAUGACGCCGUUCCUGAAGGAAAGUGGAGAUGAACUGGACUAUCAUGAAGAAGCAGGAGGACCCCUAACAGAAAAUCAUCUGGAUGCUCAAGACCCAGAGCCAGGGAGCAUGACCCUUGACCUUUUUAGUGCUUCGCUGGCUGACCACAUCCAGAUCCCCGAGGCAAAUACUGUCCAAAAGGCAGGCAGAGAUUAUAAUGUGCACCAUCUGCACAGAGGACCCCCAACACAUGGGCCUUACUCCCCAGAGACGUUGGGUCCCAUAGACACAGCUCUUCUUCCAAAAGGAAAAGAAGAGAAGACUGAACCAAGACUGUUCAAACAGCAGACACCAGCCAGCAUCAGUCAUGAGAUGGAACUGAUUGACAAAGCCAAGAGAAAGAAAAGAACCAAGACAGAUAAGUCCAAGGAGCCCAAGGGUGAGAGAGAAGGAAAGAUCCAUAGGGAAGCAGAGGCCGCUGUCGGAAAGCCAAAGGAAUCAAAGGCUGAAAAGAAAUCAGAGCCAAUUCACAAGGGAAAAAAAACAGGAGCCAAAAGGAAAAGGAUACGAAAGGAAAGGAAUCUGGAAAUGGCAGCAGAGCUGAGCGGGCCUGAUGUCAUUAACUCUGCGGAAACUAAAGACACCUCAGAUGGAGGUUUCUUCUCUUCCGUGAUAGAGGAUCCCUGGCUUUCUUCCAAAUUUGAUGCUCCUGAGAGUCAAGUUUCUAUAGAUGCAAGGUCAUCACCUACCCAGACUGCAGCUGUCACUGGAAACAUGGUAUCUGAAGAAGAGAGAAGCCAUGAGGACCCUUCCAAGGCCCUCCUCACUAAGAGGGAGCAAGAGAGAGCUUCCCGGGACAGGCUGCGAGCAGAGCGGGCCCACAUGAGACGGCUGGAGGUGGAGAGGAAGAGAAGGGAGCAGGAGGAGCAGAGGCGGCUCCAGCAGGAGCAGCUGGAGAGGGCAGAGAAGAUGAAGGAGGAGCUGGAGCUGGAGCAGCGAAUCCGCGCGGAAGAGAUCCGCUUGAGGAAGCAGAAGCUCGAAGAAGAAAGGCAGCGGCAGGCGGAGGAGGAGAGAAAGCAGUGGCUUCAGUUGCAGAUGGCCCGGGAGAGAGCGCGGCAGCAGCAGGAGGAGCUCCGCAGGAAACUGCAGGACCUGCAGAGGAAAAAGCAGCAGGAGGAAGCUGAGAGGGCUGAGGCAGAGAAGCAAAGGCAGAAGGAAUUGGAAAUGCAGUUAGCAGAAGAACAAAGGCGCCUGAUGGAAAUGGCUGAAGAAGAACGGCUGGAGUACCAGCGGCAGAAACAGGAAGCAGAGGAGAAGGCUCGGCUGGAAGCAGAGGAGAGACAGCAAAAGGAAGAGGAAGCAGCAAGACUGGCUUUGGAGGAAGCCAUGAAACAAGCCCAGGAACAAGCCAGGCGAAAAGAUGCUUUGAAGAAACAUCUUCAUUUCCAUCAAGAACUCCAUAAGGAAGCCAAUAGCCUGCAGUGGACGCAGAACAUUUCCAGACCAUGGGUCUACUCUUACUUCCAGUUCCUACAAAUGCCCAGACCUUAAGACUAGAAGAAAACCAAAAAGUAAGUUGGGAGGUGGUGACAGAAAAAGAGAAACUUCCUUCUAUAAUGAAGUUUCAUACUGAGCCCAGUUAGUUCCAUUCCAUCUGGUUCACCUCACACCACACCUAAGUUCACUCUGGGAUCUCCAUCCCCACCACACAUACUUUACUCAACCCAAUUAAACUCUUCACUCACCUAAAUCAUUCAUGUUCUCUAGAACCACAUAAAUCCAGAAGCUUUGGUGCCUAAAGUUGGCCAAUAAUUUCAGUAAGUUUCAGUUUAAUUUAGCUAGACAUUAACAUAGUCUUAGGGUAAUAAAAGUAUUUCAUUUCAGUCAAUGUGUCUGAAAAAGUUGCAUGUAAAUGGAAAUUCUCUAAUGGA
Molecule: messenger RNA, 4327 nt
Organism: Camelus dromedarius (Arabian camel)
Lineage: Eukaryota; Metazoa; Chordata; Mammalia; Artiodactyla; Camelidae
Product: KIAA2012 ortholog
Exons: 23
Coding region: 393-3947 (1184 amino acids)
Source: RefSeq, a predicted model, not a curated record